CAUUUUUACAUUUUUGUGCUGAGCUUCAAAAAAUUCUCUACUUCUUUUUAAAUAUUCUAAAGUAAAAUAUAUUAUAGAUUUAUUGCAUAACUAAAUAUUCAUUAGACAAAUCCGAAGAAAAUGACAAACAUCGGUUGCGUGGCCAAAUUGCUGGCUAACUUUGAAAUGAACAGUUGUUAUUGGGUAGAAAGAGUUAAUCCGAAUUGGCAUCAGGCUCGCCAGGUACCCAAAACUUUGCUAAACGAAAAAUCAAGAGAUAAUUAUACUGUUCGCAAGCCUGAAAGUGAGAGGAAUUCCAGAAUGUUGUCCCCGUCAUUAAGGAAAUCAUUAUUACGUCGUGUAAAAAAGUUUAGUAGUAAUUAAAAUAAUCUGUUAAAUGUAAGCAAAAAUAUUUAAAAUACAGAAUGCUGGCGCUCGCACUACACUA
Molecule: messenger RNA, 427 nt
Organism: Drosophila nasuta
Lineage: Eukaryota; Metazoa; Arthropoda; Insecta; Diptera; Drosophilidae
Exons: 1
Coding region: 121-363 (80 amino acids)
Source: RefSeq, a predicted model, not a curated record